CAAUGGUCAAUCUCCGCCGGAGACUUGGCUUCUGGCCAAAAAGGGCCUGGCUGAGCAGUGGCCAAAGUUGGCUGUGCCUUCCGGGUGCGAGGAUAAGCUAACUGGGCAAAGCCGCGGCCGCAGAGCCCGGGCGCAGUCGGAGCGGACAGGUUCCGAUGCCAGCGCGAUGUGGCUGUUGCUGCUGCCGCUGGCUGCGCUGCUGCUGGCCGUCCUCGGCAAAGUUUGCAAGGGGUUGUUCUCCAGCAGCUCCCCGAACCCCUUCUCCGAGGAUGUCAAGCGGCCACCCGCGCCCCUGGUGACCGACAAGGAGGCCAGGAAGAAGGUUCUCAAGCAAGCUUUCUCAGCCAGCCGAGUGCCAGAGAAGCUGGAUGUGGUGGUCAUAGGCAGUGGCUUUGGGGGCCUGGCGGCAGCGGCGAUCCUGACCAAAGCUGGCAAGCGAGUUCUGGUGCUGGAACAACAUACCAAGGCGGGAGGCUGUUGUCAUACGUUUGGACAGAAUGGCCUUGAAUUUGACACGGGAAUCCAUUAUAUCGGGCGCAUGCAGGAGGGCAGCUUUGGCCGUUUUAUCUUGGACCAGAUCACUGAGGGGCAGUUGGACUGGGCUCCCACGGCCUCUCCCUUUGACAUCAUGGUACUAGAAGGGCCCAAUGGCCGAAAGGAGUUUCCCAUGUACAGUGGGGAGAAAGCCUACAUACAGGGCCUCAAGGAGAAGUUUCCCCAGGAGGAAGCUGCCAUCGACAAGUAUAUAAGGCUGGUUAAGGUGGUAUCCAGAGGAGUCAGUCAUGCCAUCUUGUUGAAGAUCCUCCCGCUGCUCAUGGUUCAGGUCCUCAACAAGUAUGGGCUGCUCACCCAUUUCUCUUCGUUCCUCCAUGCAUCCACCCAGAGCCUGGCCGAGGUCCUGCGGGAGCUGCCAGCCUCCCCGGAGCUCCAGGCCGUGCUCAGCUACAUCUUUCCCACUUAUGGCGUGACCGCCAGCCACACCACCUUUGCCAUGCAUGCUCUGCUGGUUGACCACUACAUAAAAGGGGCCUUUUAUCCCCGAGGGGGUUCCAGUGAAAUCGCUUUCCACACCAUCCCUGUGAUUCAGCGGGCCGGGGGUGCUGUCUUGACGAGGGCCCCUGUGCAGAGCAUCUUGCUGGACUCAGCUGGGAAAGCCUGCGGUGUCACUGUGAAGAAUGGUCAGGAGCUGGUGAGCAUCUAUUGCCCCGUCGUGAUCUCCAACGCAGGAUUAUUCAACACCUAUGAGUACCUGUUGCCAGAGAAGGCCCGCUGUCUGCCAGGUGUGAAGCGGCAGCUGGGGAUGGUGCGGCCCGGCUUGAGCAUGUUCUCUGUCUUCAUCUGCCUCCGAGGCACCAAGAAGGACCUGGGGCUGCCGUCUACCAACUACUACGUUUAUUUUGACACAGACAUGGACACGGCGAUGGAGCACUACCUCUCUCUGCCUGCGGACAAGGCUGUAGAGCACAUGCCCGUUCUCUUCGUUGCUUUCCCGUCGGCCAAGGACCCGUCGUGGGAGGACCGGUUUUCAGGCCGCUCCACAGGGGUCGUGCUGGUGCCCACCUCCUAUGAGUGGUUCGAGGAGUGGCGGGACGAGCCCCAGGGAAAGCGGAGCAGUGGCUACGAGACCCUCAAGAGCUCCUUUGUUGAAGCCGCUCUGUCGGUCGUCCUGAAGCUCUUCCCACAGCUGGAGGGGAAGGUGGACAGUGUGACUGGAGGGUCCCCGUUGACCAAUCAGUUCUACCUGGCAGCUCCCCGGGGGGCCUGCUACGGGGCUGACCACGACCUGGGCCGCCUGCAUCCUGGUGCGAUGGCCUCCAUGAGGGCCCAGAGCCCCAUCCCCAACCUCUACCUGACAGGCCAGGAUGUCUUCACCUGUGGGUUGAUGGGAGCCCUGCAAGGGGCCCUGCUGUGCAGCAGUGCCAUCCUGAAGCGGAACCUGUACUCAGAUCUUCAGAACCUUGGCUCAAGGGUCCAGGCACAGAAGAAGAAGAAUUAGUUUGGUCAGGGAUGAGUCAGAGGAAAUUUGGCCAGUGCUCCGGCACAGCCCCUGACUUACCCAUGUCUUUCUGCAUUAGCUCCUCGAUCAUGUAAAGUACUCUUGUUUUUAAUUUCUGAAUAAGAGGUCCGACGCAUAAGUGUAGCAUAGAUGGCGCUUUUUUUUUUUUUUUUUUUGGCUGUGCUGCACGGCAUGUGGGAUCUUACCCCGGCCAGGGAUUGAAGUCCGUGCCCUCUGCAGUGGGAGUGCAGAGUCUUAACCACUGGACUGUCAGGGAAGUCCCUAGAUGGUGGUUCUUAAACUGAAGCUCUUCCAGCCAGGCAGGUGGUGAUCCUUCAUACCUUUUUUUUUUUUUUUUGCGGUACGCAGGCCUCUCACUGUUGUGGCCUCUCCCGUUGCGGAGCACAGGCUCCGGAUGCGCAGGCUCA
Delphinapterus leucas (beluga whale) is the source of this 2424-nucleotide messenger RNA. It is a transcript of the gene RETSAT, whose product is annotated as retinol saturase. NCBI's taxonomy places the organism in Eukaryota, Metazoa, Chordata, Mammalia, Artiodactyla, Monodontidae. The record is from RefSeq and is a predicted model, not a curated record. Gene Ontology annotation, cellular component: endoplasmic reticulum membrane. Gene Ontology annotation, molecular function: all-trans-retinol 13,14-reductase activity. Gene Ontology annotation, biological process: retinol metabolic process.